This is a messenger RNA of Paramuricea clavata, 2343 nucleotides long. NCBI's taxonomy places the organism in Eukaryota, Metazoa, Cnidaria, Anthozoa, Malacalcyonacea, Plexauridae. The record is from the annotation of a GenBank genome assembly.
AUGCCAACUUCAGGAUUAUGUUGUUUGCUCAAUAAUAAACGGUUUGAAAAUGGAACAUAUGAAUCAAUGCUUGGUCAACUUUACAUGAAGGAAUACACUAAAAAGCGUGCUUCAUUUGAAGAAGAUUUACAAUUACAGUUACUAUCUGGUAAAGUAACAGAAAACGGUGAGGUAAAUAAAAUGUUCCCGGCUGAUAUUCCAAACGAGUAUAAAGGCCCAAGUAUAACAAUAAUAAGAGAUUGUUUCAUUUACGAUUUCGAGAAAAAGCAACACUUGUAUACAUGCAAGAUGAUUGAACAUUCAGCUGAGUGGAUAUCUAUAGAUCACACUUUUAAGGUUGCGGCGAAUAUUGGAGCAAAUCGAAAAUGUGAUUCACAUUGGGAAAAGCAGUACGAUUCUAUGUUCUGUGUCAUGAAUGAAAUCGGUUGCGUAAUAGCAUGGCAAUUAACACUUGGUACGGCAUUCGAUAAAGUCGAAGAUCUCCUGAAAGGACUUCACUGUAGAUUUCAGAACCAAGACCGGAAUAUAAAAUUGUGUUUUACAGACAAUUGUUGCACGUGGAAACGAAAACUCCAAUCCGUAUUUGGGAAGGAAUUAAAUGUGAAACUAGACUUAUUCCAUGCGGUUCAACGAGUUGUGAAGAAAAUUUCUAAACGACACCCUUUUAGUUUUAAUUGCGCCCAAGCUUUUUCUCUCAUAGUACGUCAACCACAUGACCAUGGUGAAAGUCGCAAGGAGAAUACUCCCGACCCUGAAACAAUCAACAAACAACUGGAUAAUUUUGUCCUUACCUGGAAAGAUGUUAUUUAUUUAGAUAAACCGGUUUUGACAUUGGAUGCAUUAAAAGAGAUUAAGAACUUGCGAGAACAUAUUAAUAAGGGUUGUUUGUCCAAUAUUCCGCCCGGUUGUGGCACAGAACGGAAUGAAAAUCUACACAAAUGCAUUCGUAAAAGUGCAAGUAAAGUGCGCAUUGGUGUACACCUGGCAGUAGCUUUGUUUACAACCUUCCUUUACGUUUGGAACGAGAAAAGAAAAAAUGCAGAUCGUACCGGUAAAAAAACAAAGUUUCUGCCAAUUUUUGAUAUCGACAAUGCACCAUCGCUUUGGUCCACAAAACCAUGUAGCAAAGAAACAUUUGGAGUGGGAGUAUCAUCUGAAAGACGAAUUAAUUCAAAGGAGGAAAAACUACCACCAUCUUAUUGUGAUUUAUUUUCAGAAUGCAAUUGGGAUGCGGAAGGGCAGAACCUGGAUGAAAUUUUAAAUAAUUCGGAUUUUAAACUUGGAAAAGAAGACGUGAAAAAAAUCUUAGAUAGGGCAUCGAAUAUUAUGUCAGUAGUGGAACUAUUAGAAGCGUGUAAUGGCAGAAACCGAACAUUUAACACCGAAAAUGCACAUUUGAUGUCAAAUCCAGCACUUUUCGCUUUUGGAACUUGCAUUGAUAAGACUGUGGAAGAAAAGGAGAGUUUGGAACGAUUGCAAAACACACUGGCUUCAUACAACAUGGAGUUGGUGAACUCAUCUUCAGACGGUGACUGUCUUUUCACCUCAAUUAUAUUUGGUCUAAAACAAAUUGUGUCAUCUGGAAAAUACAAAAAGUAUAAUGAACAUCUGAAAAACUUAAAUUUAUGCUUUGAUUUGGAUAUUAGCUUGAUUGUACUUCAUUUGCGCAAUUUGUUGGUUUCUGAAUGGCUAGCAAAUGCAUCAGAAUAUGAAGAUUUUGUCACUAGUCAGGAAAUAUCGUUCGAAGAAUUAGCAAACUCAUACAGAGGACGAGGUGUUUUUGCCGGAGAACUGGGAAAUAUUAUGGCAGUUGGACUGGCAAACGUUCUAAGAAUAAAUUUGGUACUUUUCACGUCAAUGGAAAAAGUUAAAACUAUACCAAUAGUACCAAGAGAAAAGGUAUUAUGCAAUCAUGCACUUUACCUGGCUUUUAACAAUUGUGGAUGUGGACAUUAUGAUGCUGUUGUAGAGUCAGUUAAACAGGUUACUAGUACAGAUGAAGAAGUAUAUUCUACUGAAAAUGAGGCAUCGGAACACGAAAAUCAGGAAAGAAAAAGUUGCCGUUGUGGUAGGGGAGCUGCAAGACAAAACAAAGAGAAAAUGUUUUGUUUUCAAGUUCCAGGUGAACGUCGGUCACAGUGCCCUUGCUUACGUGAAAUGAAAAAAUGUUCGUCGGCGUGUAGUUGUUUUAAUUGCAACAAUCCUCACGGAACAAAGUCCGAUAACACCACAGAAACAUCAACAUCCCAGAAACGAAAUCGUGAAAAGCAAUCUCUACAGGGAUUACGAAAGACAAGUUUGGAGUACAUGUUGCAAUGCGGCGAGAAACCAAAACGAAAGUGA